CCAGAACCGCAUCACCAACAUCCCUUCACCACCGACGACCGAUAAAGCACAGUAGCGCGGCAGCUCGACUUGCCAAUCUCUGUCAAAAUGGGUGGCCUACAACACUACCGCAUGGCCAUGGACCCGGCCAUCCAGAAGCUGGGGACCAUGACCACAAACCGACACAAGUACUUCCGCUGGACGCCCAGAACCGCCGGUACAACCAUCGGAUUCCUCGUUGUUGUGCCGUUCAUCGUCGGCGUCAUCGGCUACCAGACGGAUGGAAAAUACAAAUUCCGAGCAAAGAGGAAGGGGGACUUGAUAUCAGAAUACUAGAAGGGGAAGAAAGGGGAAGAUCACCAAACCAUUAUCGCGCAAGACAAGAAGAUACAUCGCUUCCCUUCGUAUAUAAGAGAGCGAAACCCGGCCAAAUCAUUCUCAAUCAGUCUGUACAGUCUACGCAAUAGUAUUGAAUGGAAUAAAGAAAAGGGAUAGUGGCAGUGUCUUAUGCCGUUCUAUUUUGAAAUGAUAAUGAAAGUCAAGGAACUUCCGCCGGGAAUCUCUGUUGAUACAUGCCAUUAUCGCUGUCCUUAGACGGACUCAGUCGAGUCUUACGCCUGAUUCAUUUGUUGAGUGAGAAACCCCAGCUUCCGGCAUAACGAUAAAAAUCCAUAUGGAAAAGGACUUGUAAUCUUUAUCCGAACCAAAUGCUGGGCCUAAUGACCGUACACUCAUGAGACUCUAUAGCUCACGUGGCUGCCCCUAUAUUGGAAAUUUAGGGAGAGAGCCUCUUCUAUAAUCAUCGCAAAACAGUUGCCAUAUAUAGCCGCCUGCUCAUUAGGUAUCCUAUUCUUACUAUGUAGGUACCUACCUACAUGCGGUUUGUCCUGCGCGGGGCUAAAAAUGCAGUGCACAUGUCAGAUAAUGACCCUAUUAACCUAAGAGAUUGUCA
Xylaria bambusicola is the source of this 931-nucleotide messenger RNA. RefSeq names its product NADH:ubiquinone oxidoreductase 6.6kD subunit. Bases 88 to 315 code for a protein of 75 amino acids. The transcript is spliced from 4 exons. The record is from RefSeq and is a predicted model, not a curated record. NCBI's taxonomy places the organism in Eukaryota, Fungi, Ascomycota, Sordariomycetes, Xylariales, Xylariaceae.